AUGGGGUUUUCAGGGUUGUUCAAGAGGUUUAGCAGUCUGUACAAACCCAAUGCCAGAAUCCAAGCAUACCCAUCUCCCUACAUGCCCGGAAGAAGAGCCUUAUCAAGCUCUAAGCUUUUCAACAAUGGCGACGAUUCUGUGCUUCCGGUUCUGAUAGUGGGUGCAGGACCUGUGGGUCUCGUUCUUUCCAUACUCUUAACAAAGCUAGGGGUCAAAUGCGCGGUUUUGGAGAAAAGUACAAGUUUCUCCAGACAUCCACAGGCACAUUUCAUUAACAAUCGGUCGAUGGAGAUAUUUCGCAAAUUGGACGGCCUGGCAGAGGAGAUCCAGAGGUCUCAACCACCAGUAGAUUUGUGGAGAAAGUUUAUAUAUUGCACUUCGCUCUCCGGUUCCAUUCUUGGGUCAGUGGAUCAUAUGCAACCUCAAGAUUUUGAGAAAGUUGUCAGCCCAGUCUCUGUUGCACACUUCUCUCAGUACAAAGUAAAUGCAUUACUACUUAAGCAGCUUGAAAAUCUCAGCUUCAAGUUUUGUACGCCUGAAGGGUUGAAAUGCCUUGACCAUGAAGCCUUUGAGGCAAGACAAAUAUUGAUAGGCCAUGAAUGUGUUUCCAUCAACGCCAGUGAUGAUAUUGUUUCUGUCACCGCAUCUUUUCUGAAGGAUGGAAAACAUAUGGAGAGGAAUAUCAGAUGCAAUAUGGUUGUUGGUACAGAUGGUGCUGGAAGUACUGUGCGUAAGCUGGCUGGUAUAGAUUUGAGAGGUGAAAAGGACUUGCAGAAGCUUGUGAGUGUCCAUUUCUUGAGCAGAGACCUUGGAAAUUACUUGCUCAGUGAGAGACCUGGCAUGCUGUUUUUUAUCUUCAAUACUGAAGCUAUUGGGGUCCUUGUUGCACAUGAUCUCCAGCAAGGGGAAUUUGUAUUGCAGAUACCAUUUUAUCCACCCCAGCAAAACCUUGAAGAUUUCAGUCCCAAGACAUGUGAGAGGAUAAUCUUCAAAUUGGUAGGUCGAGAGCUUGGAGACGUAAAUGUGAUUGACAUCAAACCUUGGGUGAUGCAUGCUGAAGUUGCCGAGAAGUUUCUGAGUAGUCAAAACCGUAUAAUACUUGCUGGUGAUGCUGCUCAUCGAUUCCCUCCUGCUGGUGGAUUUGGCAUGAAUACUGGAAUUCAGGAUUCUCAUAACCUUGCCUGGAAGAUAGCUUCUGUUGUAAAGGGUAUUGCACCACCUUCAAUACUUAAUACUUAUGAAACAGAACGUAGGCCGAUUGCCAUUUUCAAUACAAAUCUUAGUAUUCAAAACUUCAAAGCAGCCAUGGCUGUUCCUGGUGCACUUGGUCUUGAUCCAACAAUUGCAAACUCGGUACAUCAACUAAUAAAUAAGGGGGUUGGAUCCAUUUUACCAUCUGGAGUUCAGAGCGCCAUUUUGGAUGGUAUUUUCACUUUAGGUCGUGCACAGUUGUCAGAAACUCUUUUGAAUGAAAACAACCCACUUGGAGCGUUAAGGCUUGCUAAUCUGAGACGCAUAUUUGAAGAGGGAAAGAGUCUCCAGCUUCAGUUCCCAGCUGAGGAUCUUGGUUUCAGGUACCCAGACGGUGCACUUAUUCCUGAUCAUGAUGGUGCACAGGGUAGUCCAGAUGAACCUACUGGUUGCCGGAGGGACUAUGUUCCUACGGCAGAUCCAGGUUCGAGGCUCCCUCACAUGAAUGUGAGGAUAUUGUCAAAUUCAUCGAGUGAGGCAACUAUUUCUACUCUGGAUCUCAUAUGUGGAGACAGAGUUGAGUUUCUCCUUAUUAUAGCACCAAUGGAGCUGUCCUACCAUGUUGCUCAUGCUGCAUUGAAGGUGGCUGAGGAAUUCAAGGUUUCUGCAAGGGUGUGCGUGUUGUGGCCUGCUGGUAGUGCUGAAGGCAUUGAGGUAGGAAGUAAGGCAUCAUUGAAACCGUGGGAGAACUACAUAGAUAUUAUGGAAGUUAAAAAGUCAUCAAAUGCUUCGUCAUGGUGGGAUAUCUGUCAAAUGAGUGAUGAAGGAGCCAUCCUAGUUCGGCCUGAUGAGCAUGUUGCUUGGCGUGUGAAGUCUGGUGUUGUUGGGAACCCUAUAAGGGAAAUGAGAAGGGCUUUUUCUGCUGCCUUAGGCUUGAAGUCACCAAAUAGAGACCAAGAAGCUGGAGCUGUAAGGGAGUGGUCUUGAUGUGAUCAAGGCUCGUUAUACACCAGUAACAAGAUAUUACUUGUUCAGCGCUAGAGAUAAUGCAAUGGCUCCCUCCUAAAGAAGAGUUU
Messenger RNA from Fragaria vesca subsp. vesca, 2267 nucleotides. RefSeq names its product putative polyketide hydroxylase-like. NCBI's taxonomy places the organism in Eukaryota, Viridiplantae, Streptophyta, Magnoliopsida, Rosales, Rosaceae. Bases 1 to 2178 code for a protein of 725 amino acids. The transcript has 12 exons. The record is from RefSeq and is a predicted model, not a curated record. Gene Ontology annotation, molecular function: FAD binding.